Messenger RNA from Cylindrotheca closterium, 1179 nucleotides. NCBI's taxonomy places the organism in Eukaryota, Bacillariophyta, Bacillariophyceae, Bacillariales, Bacillariaceae. The record is from the annotation of a GenBank genome assembly.
AUGAGGAACCUUGUGUUCUCCUUGACACUUGUAGCAUGUGUUCUUGAAUCAGCGUUGUGUUUUGUCCCUAAGACUCUGGGAUCUUCAAAGGGGAUUCAAUCUGAAGGUAGAGAAGAUUCGCAGGGACACGGCAACAGGAGAACAACUGACGAGAAAAAUCGACGAUCGUUUGUGAAAGCCAUUGUAUCAGCAAUUGUUCCCCAAUUUUUGUGUGUGCAGAGGUCGGAAGCAGGAGAGGUAGGUGCAAGGAUCACCAAUGCCGUAACUACAAGCGAUCUCGGUAUAACUUUCAGGAGGGCUGUUGUUCGUGGAGCACAGACCAUGGAUCGGGUGGAUGGUAGCUGGGAAAAGUUUUCGGAUAGAUACAAUCUAGGCGCGGCUCGAUCAAAAGCAGACUCUCGGCCGACUCCAAAAGUGAUCCCGGAGCUACAAGCGUUGGACACGAUGACAGCCAAGCGAAUAUUGUACGUCUGUGACCAAGUGUUCUCCUCUAUCACCGGCAUUGCAUCAAGUACUCUUGCAGACCGGAUACAGAGGAUUGCAAAUGCAAUCAAGAUAUCCUUCCAGCGUUCAGGUGUCGAGAUUGAUGCCAACAGUCCACUAACCUUAUCAAAUGCAGCACAGUACAACUUUGUUAUGUAUGCACAUUUCAAAGCCUAUUCCGAGUUUAUUCUCGAAAAGAAUAUUUCAUUCCCAGCCUUUCGUCAAGCGUUUGAGGGAGUAUUGGGCCAAGAAUUGUUGAUCUUAUUUAUCCCAGAAUAUGUAAGCCAGAUAAAUGAUGAAAAGCUUUCGAGCAAGGAUAAACUGAAACUGGCAACGAAUGCGCUUGGUGCUUGGUGCAAGAAGUUUCAAGAGAAGGGUUUGCUUGCGGCAUAUGAGAUCGGAACCAUCGACGAUGAUGAUAUUAGUGAUUGGAUCGAUGGUAUCUCAGACUUGCAGUUCAACCUUGCUUUGGAUGGAGAUGCGACAAUGAAUUCCCAGAUCUUGCUCCAAGAACAGGGAUAUAGACUAUAUCCCAACAUUGCCCGCUUUGCUGCCGCUGCCAUAAUGAGUCAAGUUGACCGCCGACAGAAAGUAAGCACGAUGGACUACUAUUUUGAUACGGACUACAGCUCUGAUCCAGACAAAUUCGAGGUCAAGGAAGUAUUGGUAAGCGUGUCAAUAGAUUAUAUACAGUAG